Messenger RNA from Lodderomyces oxycetoniae, 1062 nucleotides. RefSeq names its product dihydroorotase (gene URA4). Lineage: Eukaryota; Fungi; Ascomycota; Pichiomycetes; Serinales; Debaryomycetaceae. Gene Ontology annotation, biological process: 'de novo' pyrimidine nucleobase biosynthetic process; pyrimidine nucleotide biosynthetic process. The coding region runs from base 1 to 1062 and encodes 353 amino acids. Gene Ontology annotation, cellular component: cytoplasm. Gene Ontology annotation, molecular function: dihydroorotase activity. The record is from RefSeq and is a predicted model, not a curated record. The transcript has a single exon.
AUGCAUGUCCAUCUUCGUGAUGGACCAAUGUGUAAACUAAUCACACCUACAGUAAGAUCGGGAGGAAUUGCAAUCUGUUACGUGAUGCCAAACCUUGUCCCGCCAGUUACUACAAAGCAGCAAGUUGUAGAGUAUCACGCCAAACUCCAGUCAUUAGCACCAAAGACGACUUUCCUUAUGACUCUUUAUCUUUCCAAGGACUUGACUCCUGAGCUUCUUGAAGAAUGCGCAGGCUUGAUCCAUGGUAUAAAGUGUUACCCGGCAGGAGUUACAACAAAUUCAAAAUAUGGAGUUGAUCCAAAUGAUUUUAGUGCGUUUUAUCCGCUCUUCGCUAAAAUGCAGGAAUUGGGGUUAGUGCUCAAUCUACACGGGGAAAAGCCAAGUACUAAAGAAGAGGGAGACGAUAUUAACGUUAUCAACGCAGAACCCAGGUUUUUGCCCGCAUUACGUAAGUUACAUGAUGAUUUCCCCAAAUUGAAAAUUGUAUUGGAACACUGCACCACACACGAGGCGAUUGACUUGGUGCGUGAGUUGAACCAGGAUGUGAAAGCAGGAGAUGAAAUAUAUGUUGCAGCAACGAUCACUGCGCAUCAUCUCUACUUGAUCAUUGACAAUUGGGCAGGAAAUCCAAUAAAUUUUUGUAAGCCGGUUGCUAAAUUUCAAAAGGAUAGAAAAUCGUUAAUUGCCGCAGCAACAAGUGGUGAACCAUGGUUCUUUUUCGGAUCAGAUUCUGCUCCUCACCCAAUACACACUAAGCAAGUACAUGUGGGUGUAUGUGCUGGUGUGUAUACACAAUCAGAUGCUGUUAGUUAUGUUGCUGAAAUUUUCGACAAGGAAGGGAAGUUACAAAAUUUACCAAAAUUCAUUGGCAGUAAUGGUAUCCUGUACUACGGGUUAGAUAAGACAAUCUUAGACAAGCAUGGUGAUGAAUCAGUUUGGUUGGUAGAGAGGAAGAAUAAAGUGUCUAUGGUUAUUGGAAAUAGCGAUGUGAAUGUAGUUCCAUUCAAAGCAGGUGAUGAAUUGAAAUACACCGUUGAAUGGAGACCAAAUUCUAAAACAUAA